AUGGAUAAUCCAUUGUCAGCUAUCAACACGCACGUUAGUGAGCAUAUCUUUGAGCACGCUAUUUGUGGCCUAUUAAAAAAUAAGGGUCGUAUUCUCACUCUCAUCAGCUACAUAUACAGGACCGCUGGGAUCAAAUUGCACUGGUAUAAUGGAAAGAUCCAAGCUGUCGAUGCGUAUGCGAGUCUCCGCCAGCGCUCCGCAGACUUUCACCGCUUGAUAACUUUGAGCAUCCAGCAUAAGGAGGAAGGAGACGGAAAUGCAGAUCCUAGGGACCACAGCCACACAGAUGAUCGUAUCGAGCGUAUCGGCACCAGUGUCUCCCUUCAUGGCGGUAGUGCUCUGAUGACUGUGGAAGGCAAAACCGUCAAGAUUGUUCAAUGA
Molecule: messenger RNA, 381 nt
Organism: Aspergillus tanneri
Lineage: Eukaryota; Fungi; Ascomycota; Eurotiomycetes; Eurotiales; Aspergillaceae
Exons: 1
Coding region: 1-381 (126 amino acids)
Source: RefSeq, a predicted model, not a curated record